CAUGUCCCACAAUGCAAAGCUCAAUGUUGACACGCAACAAUGGCGGCUUCCGAUGUAAGCGUGGAAAGUGUAAGAGGACUGUUAAACGAGAGGUUAACAAAUCUGGGAUUUGAAGUUUACCCGUUAAAGAUUGGCUGGUACAACUCUGUGCUACCUCCCACCCUGCACCUGUCGUAUCCAGAUGACACCCUGGCUGUGGUGGUGCUCAGCACUCCCGCCAUGUUUGAAGAGGCCUUUCUGCCUUUCCUGGAGCAGAGGUGCUACCAGGGGCUUAAUGACCCCAUAGACCAAUGUGUUAGACAAUGCAUCACCUCUGCUGUCUCUCAGUGUUUUCCAGGAGAGAAGGUGGAUGUGAGGUACGACUAUGAACUACUGCCCAGCAGGAAGCCCAAGUUCUUGGCCCAGACUGCAGCUCACGUAUCAGGAGCAGCUUUUUACUACCAAAAGGCUGAUGUGACGGAGCAGCCCUGGGCUGAAAAAAAAAUGUUUGGAGUGUGUGUGCAUCCGCGGUUUGGGGGCUGGUUUGCCAUCCGAGCUCUGUUGGUGUUUGGAGAUGUCACAGUGGGCUCUGAGCUGGUGCAGCCUGUUCCUCCUGACUGUGUGCCAUCCAGAGAGGGCAGGAUAAAGCUGCUAGAGGCUUUUAACUUUCGCUGGCAGGAUUGGAGCUACCGUGACAUUAUCAGUCCAAUCCAGACCUACUCUCAGAAACAGAGGGACUAUUUCUCCACCCCCCCUGCUAAGCGUUUGGCUCUGCUCAGGGCUUGGGGCUAUCUGCCAAGUGACAAUAAUCAACCUGAGCCCACCUCGGACACACAGAGUCAAGAAAUUGGACAUGGGUGAAUUGUGGAAGCACCGCCUGUCCUUUCUGAAUGCACACCUCUGCUGUAUUUCCAGAAUUUAAAUUAAGUCUUGGUUGAAGACCCUUUAAUCAAACAGCUUCUUAUUGAGACCAAAGCUGGGAUUUUAAUUUAAGCUCGACUUUUUGGUGGAAGCUUCUUUUUCAGGGUUGAAUAUGUGUUUGAUUCUUUGUUUUGUUUUUUUCUUGAAAGUUUAACACUACUGAAAAUAUCAGUAACAUAUCAGGUUCCUCUUUCUCUUGUAUUAUUAGGUAAUAGCUGAUAUUAUUGAGUGGAUUUUUGCUGAGUAGUAUUCUGUUCAGGAAAGCAGAAUUUACAGUCUGAGUCUGAUGUGCUUUUGCAAAGUAAUGCACUUUAGUUUUUGUUGUAUCCUAUCGGAAAAUAGAGAAUGUGAGUGUCCAAGUAGCAACAGGAAGGUUUUGCUUCACAUUUUGAAUGACUCGAGUUCAAAAUUGAGUUAAGCCAUGUGUCAUCAGCAUGUUUAAUCUGCAUGCAAGUGCCUUGAUUAAAAAAAACACUAUUGUUUUUCUGUAAAA
Molecule: messenger RNA, 1393 nt
Organism: Oreochromis aureus
Lineage: Eukaryota; Metazoa; Chordata; Actinopteri; Cichliformes; Cichlidae
Gene: mmachc
Product: metabolism of cobalamin associated C
Exons: 5
Coding region: 40-840 (266 amino acids)
Biological process (GO): cobalamin metabolic process
Cellular component (GO): cytoplasm
Molecular function (GO): cyanocobalamin reductase (cyanide-eliminating) (NADP+) activity; FAD binding; demethylase activity
Source: RefSeq, a predicted model, not a curated record